AUGGGUCGGAACUCGAAGGCGGCCAACGUCAUCUCGAAGAGGAUUAUUGCGUCAGAGUCGGACGACCUCGGGAAUGAUUCGCUCGAGGGCUUGCUUACGAUGGGCUGGUAUCUUGUGCGCCACCACCGGACCCACUGCACGGACGGCGUCAUGGUGGACACUCCGGAGGACAUCGACCGCCUGGAGUCGUGGUUCGAAGAGGCCAUUGCACGGGAAGCAUUGGAUGUAGCGGAAAUCAAACGCCUUACUUUGCUCAGCGGCGAAGAGUCUCUUUUGGCUCUAUUGCUUCGGACGUGGGGGACGGGAACAAGAUCUUCUACGGUAUGGCAUCCUCAAGUGCAGCAGCGACCGCAAGGCACGCAAGUACAACGACAAAAUGAGCAGAACCCAGAACAACACGAAGAACAAGGACAACAGUAUCAGCAACAACAGCACCAGCACCGCACCGAGCCCAAAACUUCCGACGAGGCUGCAGCGGAGCUUGCCCGAAGAUCCUUGGUCAAUUCCACACCGAAUGGUGCCAACGGCAUCCAUGGAGAAGCUGACUCAAAACCAACAUCCGGAACCCCAGAGAAACCGUCCAAGACAGCAAGUGAUCGAGACGACCGCGACACAAAUGGACCUGGGGUGUCCCCAUUCACAGCCGAAAACUGCGGAAAGCUAGUCAGAGAGGCACGGAUUUGGCUAGAAUUUGACGAGCAAAUGAUUCCUGGAGUUAUGCCAUCCAUGAGCGCGGCACAGGUAGACACUGCUGUCACGGAUAUCGGUCCGGACAGUGCACCCGAGUAUUUCCGGGCGCUGUUGCUCGGAGGAGGAGGCGUCGGAGGUGGGAGAGGCGGCCUCGAACACGAAGAGACUCUGCGGCUCGUGUUGCUGUUGCUUCAGCUGUCUUCGACGCGCUCCGAAGUCACCUUCGCGCACCCUGACAGUUCGGUCGUUGAGGCCGUGCGGCCCGUGACAUCGGGCUGCGCGAACGAACUCGGCAUCGCCGCUGACGGCCACAUCCAGCUUGACUUUAUGUAUUCCACACUGGCCGACUCGAUCCGCACAAUCGCAUCAGGGAUAAAAAGGUUCGACUACGUGGACAUCGGGGGGCCUCUUUCUUCGAGUGGCGGCAGAAACAGCGAGAACGCCAGGAGCCCCGCUACGGGCGCAGCAGGUGUCACCGUCCUCAACCCUGAACUCCUCACCUUGCUCGGUCGCAGACUCGCACCGGGGGCGCAUCUGAGGGCUUGGGCCUUCGCCAAGAAUCCUUCUACGGAGUUGGCUUUCCGCGUAGCAGCACCGGCACCUCGCGAUAGAAGUAGGAAGGCCGUUGAAAAUCCCACGAGUUUUGUGGAGGGAACCAGCACCAGCAGGGCAGCAGACACGUUAUUGUUGGGCAAGAUCCUGGCGACAACGUUCCAAGUUGGGCGAAACAGAGCACUGGUCGCCCAAUCUGUUGGAGGAGGUUCUGCGUUGCAGGCCCUUACCGAGAUAGAGACCGAUACGGAGGAAGCGUGGGUUCGGCAGGUUUUAGUCGGAGGAGACAGGCUGAGCAUCCCAGACGUCGCCCAAGUUCUCGCAGACGGUGGGUUCGAACUGUCGCCCAUGCCCGUGAUUGAGCGGAGGGAGGUAACUGCUUCAAGUUUUUCGCACCUCAGGGAGAUGGAGGAAGAACUCCUAGAAGAAGGCCUCUCCCGUUGGAAUAUCGCCGACUAUGCUGACUCUCUCAAGCUGACGCCUACCUUAGUGCACCAGGUCUUCGCAGUUUGGCGCGGAGACGGUUCUAGUGUUGCCUCGUCAGAGACCGCGUAGUGCGUCAAAACCAACCAAAACGAGUGAGGAGUUUGUGGUUUCUGUUAGCACCUGU
This is a messenger RNA of Ectocarpus sp. CCAP 1310/34, 1852 nucleotides long. Lineage: Eukaryota; Phaeophyceae; Ectocarpales; Ectocarpaceae. The record is from the annotation of a GenBank genome assembly.